This is a messenger RNA of Pseudopodoces humilis (Tibetan ground-tit), 2625 nucleotides long. Lineage: Eukaryota; Metazoa; Chordata; Aves; Passeriformes; Paridae. The record is from RefSeq and is a predicted model, not a curated record.
AUGGCUGUAUAUCCCACAUGCAUCAAUCUCACUUCUCUUGUGAAUGAUUGUUCUUCAGGAUUUGUUCAGGAGGAAAGCUCUUCCAGUAGUGGAACAGAUUCCCUAAGCAGUGGAGAGAUUCCACGAAGCCGGUCAGAGGGGACUUUGAUUGAUGUGGAUGACCGGACACCUUCAGACAGCUACAAUACCAAUGAAAGUAAAUUGGAUUUGGAUAUUGACUGGCCUGGUGUAUUCAAACAUGCCCAAGGUGUUUCCAAGACUAAUCCUUUCUGGAAUGAACUGUCGGGAUCCAACCCUUUUGUACAUGACAUAGCUGCUUCCAAUAGAAAUGAAAAUAAUAAACGUCUUUCUAUCUUAAAGGAAAAACCUUACUUGUUCUCUAAAAUUUCUAGCAAUAGGGACUCUUUGGAUUCCUCAGGUGACGAGCUGAAUAUUGAUUGUCUCCUAAGAAAGACUUCAGUAAGAAGAUCUGGACGAUCCAAGAGUGUCUCUGACUUCCUGGAUAUAGUUGAUAACCAAAGAUUUAAUCCUCACAAGACAGCGCCUCAAAAAACUACAGCUUCUGAUAUGACAUGGCUUCAAAAUGACCGCGAAGCCUACAGGAUGGCUUGGCUGAGUCACCGACAGCUCACCCGGUCCUGCCUGGAUUUAGAAGCCAUGAGCCACAGCCCUGGAUGGGCACAAACACAAGCUACAGACAUUCACGUAGUUUGUAAACUGAACCACAAAGGGGGUUCAGUACAGCUACCUGACUCGGAUAUCAACAUUCAUGUCCCUGUGGGUCAUGUAUCACCAGGAGAAUUCCAAGAAGUUGGUUUAAAGGCUAUCCUUAACCCUCCAUUGUCGUGCAACAAUGAGCUGUCCAGCACAGUAAGUCCCCUGAUAGAACUUACAUUGAGCAACCUCAACACGAGUGAAGCCAUUUUCCUAGAAGUGAAAGUUGCGGCUAAAGUGAAGAGCGAUCCACUCAGCCAAGUUAUGAGUGAUAUUGUGUGUUUUUUUAGUCUCAACAAAGAAGGACCUUUUAAGAAGUUAGAGAAUUGCUAUAUUUAUCAAGAUACCAUACAAGUGAAGCUAACAGACCUAAGUCAUGUGAUGUAUGCAGUAAUUGCUGUACAAGCAAGCAAAAUCCAGCCUCCAGCAACUAAUGUGUGGGACUAUGUCCAUAGAACAGUCUCAGUUGGAAUUUAUGGUCCCAAAUAUAUUCAUCCAUCUUUUACAGCAGUUUUUACAGUCUUUGGUCAUAACUACAUUCCAGGAAAACUCACGAUUUGUGAUAUAAAAAAAGGGGGGAAAAGUAUGCCUCCUGUGGUAUUUCAGCUGUGGGGAAAGCAUACAUUCCUGCUUGAAAAACUGCAAGAUCUAAACAUUUCUUUGAUAUCCUGUGAUCCAGACUUUCAAGUAAAAAUGGAAGAUCAAAGCAAAAAUAUUAAAAAGGAGGAGUUGAAAACUGGUGAAAUGGUGCGCCAACAAUUCCUGUUUUCCAUGCUUGGAUGCAGGGAGAUGCAUUUCUUUGUUUUCCUUGUUCAGAUUAAAAUCUUGAAAAGCAGCCAAGUAACACAGUUCCACGUUACAACUCCUGAUCCUGCUCCAAAAUUAAGUGGAAUUAUUAAUAGGCCAAAACACCUACAAAACCGCAAAGAAAUCAAGUCUGCACCAUGGCUUUUGAUACCAGCAAUAAAAUAUCCAAAGUUUCAAGACAAAACUUUGAGUGUCAAUACUUAUGGAGUGGCUUUGAAAACUGUGUUACGCCAAAAUAAGAUCGACUAUUUGCUGGAAUAUUUUAAAGGAGACACAAUAGCACUGCUUGGUGAAGAUAAAGUUAAAGCCAUUGGACAAACUAAAAUGAAAGAGUGGUAUGUGGGAGUUCUCAGAAAAAAGAUUGGUCUUGUACACUGCAAAAAUGUAAAAGUGAUUUCCAAAGAACAAGCUAUGGACACUGCUGACAGUGAGCUAACAACCAGGAAUCUUGUUGAACAAAUUGCACUGCCUUUCAAAAAAUUGACUUAUAUCUACUCAGUAGUUCUGUCUACAGUAUCAGAGAGUGUUUAUGACUGGAGAGCUUUAGCUGAGGUGUUGGGAUACUCACACAUGUCUUUGGAUGACUUUAAUGAGGCACAUAUUGAUAAAGAAUCAGAAAGAGUUGCGCAUGUGGUGAAGAAGAUGAAGCAAGACUGCCAUGCUAACAAAAAAAAAAGACUAUUUCUUUAUGAACUCAUUGUUGCACUUUUGAAAAUAGAUUGCCAGGGAUUAGUGGCACGUCUUACCCAGGACACCAUCAUCUUGACUUCAGCUGUCAAGCUUGGCAAAGGCUGGCGAGAGCUUGCGGAGAAGCUAGCCCGACUCACAAAGCAGCAAAUAGAGGCUUAUGAAGUGCCCCACCAGGGGAAAAAUGGAGCAGUGGCUCUGGAGAUGAUGUGGAAACCUGCAUAUGACUUUCUCUACACUUGGGCUGCCCAUUAUGGAGAUGGUUACAGGGACGUCUUACAAGACCUGCAAUCAGCCUUGGAUAAAAUGAAAAACCCAGUAACAAAACAGUGGCGAGAGUUAACUGGAGCUCUGAUUCUUGUGAACUGCAUGGAGGUGUUAAGGGCAAGUGCCUUCUCCAAAAUGGAGGAAGAGUAG